AUGGCUACGGCUACCGAUCACCAGGCCGCACCGACGCGGGCCGAGUCCCCUUCGCCUGAGAUAGACCCAACACCAGCGAUAGGAGCCUAUCCUGAGCUCUCUCGCUGUCUGUCGACAGCAUCCGAUCUAUCCCACGGGUCUGGCACUGAGUUCACCCCUAGGGACUCCCUUGGGAGCAUGGGAAGCGAUGCGUUCUCCAGGCAGUCAUCUGCAAGCUAUGGCCGCCGCUCCGAUGUGAGCUUUGCCUCAUCCCGCCAUUCGAGUUACAGUGUCGACAGUCGAGCCAGUCGACGACGCGGAUACAUGCGGCCCCAAGGUACGGCUUUUGCCGCAAGUGCCCAGUCGAGGGAGAGCGUCAUGAGUCUUGGGAGCAUCGCCCAUGUUCAGCACUACUUCGCCCGCACCGGCCUGCUUGACGGCAAGGGUGGUCAGCUUCAGAGGAAGAACAGGAAACUGAGAGAAACACUAGAUUUGUCAUCCCUCGACGCGGCGAACCUAUCACUGCCACUGUUCGCCUCUGAUUCUGACUCUUCAUAUGCUUCAAUGGGUAGCAGCCCUGAUCUUGCUGCCUCUGGAUUCACUGCUGGAGCAAUGGUCGAGUCACCCCUCGAUGACGAAUACUAUUCCGACGAAUUCGAAGACGGCGACCCAAACAUGCUUCCACCGACGGCUAGUACCUAUAUCAACCGCGAGAAGCCAGUGCCGAAGCCGCCAUCCAUAGCAGAACUCAAAUCAUCUCUCACCAGUUCACUUGAGAAAGCAGCAGUAUCUCUCAAGGAAGCGAGGGCACGUCAAGACUCGGCGGAGGAGCAAGAGCAUCCCUUCGCCGAAACUCCCACCAUUGAGGUUAGGAAUCCAGCAGGCGGUCAUACUCGCCAGAAAUCCUCCAAGACCCAUGGUUGGUUCGAAAUCCAGGGGAUGCACAUUCUCGACGUCAUGACGCUCGCUAUUCGCGCCGCCAAGAUGUACUACACUGCACACGAACAGCCAGAACGCCUUGACGCGAUUAAACCCGAGCGCCAGAUCCGCGCCGACAUAUUUUCCGUCAUGGAAACGCUGAAGCAGAUGGCAACUCGUCGAUGGGCUGGAGGUAUGCGUGACGAAGAGCUUGACAUUCUCGACAGGUGGAUCCAAGGCCUCUUCGCCAUGCUUCAGCAGGAGCAUGAUAUGGAGGAGGCCGAGCGUGCCGAGCAAGCCACUUGGACUUGGCUCCAUGGUGACUGGGCUGGAAAGGAAGUGGAACGGGAGCUCUCUUUUAUGGCUUCUCUUGAAGUUGGCUUGGGCCUCGGACCACUCCCGGAAUAUACGCCAUCGACGGGUUUAGCGUCUGGCGAUCUCCCUACUCCUUUUCUCAGAAGCAUGCAGAAUGGGCUUCGUCUUGUGAAGCUUCAUAACGCUGCCGUCAAGAAGUCGAGCCGCCGAUUCGGCGGCAUCACUACCUUUCAUGAGGACACGGAAAAGCCGUACCGUUGCGCUGAUAAUCUUCGAUAUUGGAUUAAGGCAGCGGAACUCAGGUGGGAGGUGCCACUCAAAAUCGAUGCUCUCGGCAUAGUCUACAACAGUACUCCUGAUGUCUGGAUCGGACUCGAGACAGCCAUUUGGGCGUGGUGCAAAAGGGUGAGGGAGGAGAUCUCAACAGAACUAGCAAGCUGA
Messenger RNA from Verticillium alfalfae VaMs.102, 1653 nucleotides. RefSeq lists its product as hypothetical. The transcript has a single exon. The coding region runs from base 1 to 1653 and encodes 550 amino acids. The record is from RefSeq and is a predicted model, not a curated record. Lineage: Eukaryota; Fungi; Ascomycota; Sordariomycetes; Glomerellales; Plectosphaerellaceae.